Cydia pomonella (codling moth) is the source of this 9996-nucleotide messenger RNA. RefSeq names its product microtubule-associated serine/threonine-protein kinase 3 (gene dop). The coding region runs from base 237 to 5150 and encodes 1637 amino acids. Lineage: Eukaryota; Metazoa; Arthropoda; Insecta; Lepidoptera; Tortricidae. Gene Ontology annotation, molecular function: protein serine/threonine kinase activity; magnesium ion binding; ATP binding. The record is from RefSeq and is a predicted model, not a curated record. Gene Ontology annotation, biological process: intracellular signal transduction; peptidyl-serine phosphorylation. The transcript is spliced from 36 exons.
AGGCUAACCCUUCAAAAGUGUCACUUUUCGAUUGGUGAUACAAGAAGCCGUGUCGCGUUAUUUAUGAUGGCAUAAAACGCGAAUUAUAUGUGCAACUGUGUGCAAUAAAGCGAUAUUUAUUUCGCUUAUUAUAUGUUUGCAACUCUGAUGGUGCCGCUUAAAUGUGUUGCGUGACCAUAUCGUUGUGAUAAAUGGGGAAAUUAAUGCAUUUGUGUGUGGUUGUGUUGUGAGUUCCAAUGGAUCGACGAUGUUCACAAUCGGUCAGGACGCUCGUUUUCGACGAUUCAGACUCUGAUCUUCCUAAACAUGGUCAGAAGAAAGAGCUGUCCUCGACCGCGGUGCCCUCAUCGCUAAACCAGAGCGCAGAAGAUGCGGGCAAAACUGCGCGCACCAACUUGGUGCGCAUGCGGCGGUCCGCGCUCGGUAAAUCCGCGCCGACUCUGUCCGUCCACGUGAAAGAGUCAUGCACAGUGUCCCGGCGUCCGUCGCGGUUACCGCCGCCGCCGCCGCACCACAGGCUCUCUCUUGUGGUCGGCUCAGGGCGCUGCAGCUCCCCAGGCACCGGGCCCCUCUCCCCGGCCGAGGGCCCGCGCUGGCCCCCGCACCCCCCGCACCCGCUGCACCACGCCCUGCUCUCGUCCAGCGUGAAGCGUGGCAAGGAGCUCGAUGGUCGCAGGUGGUCGGUGGCGUCGCUUCCGUCCUCGGGCUACGGGACCACUCCGGGCAGCUCCAGUCUAUCUUCACAAUGCUCAUCUCAAGAACGGCUGCUCGCGGUUGCCGUGUGCGAGCCCCCGCGAGCCCCGUGUCCACACUGCCAUCAACACCAAAAUUCGCUCAACAGUUCGCAAGGCAGCGGCAUGAACAACUGGGCAUCAUUGUCCGACAGCGGCGGCGCUUACACGGCUGCGCGCGCGCCCUCCCCACAGAGCCCGAAGCGGCGCGUGCGGAGUCGCAGUCUCAGUUCUCCGUCCCGCUCCCCCGGCGGCGCGGCGAGCGGCGGCGAGGGCGCCAAGGACGAUGCAGUGUCCGCCAUGUCGUCUCUGUUCGCCGCGCGCUUCCCCGCCGCACAACGGGCCAUGGACGACAAAUUAAGAUCACUAAUUGAAGAGUUGACAGAACUAGACAAGAAACCGGACCGGCCGCCGAUAGAGAGAUUCGUUGCAAGACAGGUAUUGGAGAUGGCGAGGGACUGUCUACACAAAUCGGAAUCGAAGCAGGUCACCAGCAGCUAUUUCUAUGAUAUGGCCGACAGUUUAGACAGAUUGCUCGCCGAGACUCGGGAAAAAUCAGCCGAAGCGGGCGCCCAAGUAGCGCCUCUAGUCACGCGGCUCAUCCUCGCGAUGGCUCGGCCCGCGCGCCUGCUGGAGUGCCUGGAGUUCGACCCCGAGCGGUUCUACCGGCUGCUCGAGGCGGCAGAGGGACACGCUAAGCACAUGCAGGGCAUGACGUCGGACAUCCCGAAGUACAUCAUCCACAAGCUGGGCCUGUCCCGCGACCCGCUGGCCGAGCUGCACGCGCCGCCGCCGCCGCCGCAGCCGCCGCUCAACGCCUCGCCUUCCAAAUCGCGAGGCCGCCAGUCGCCGCCCUUGGGCCCGGGCGGCGCGCCGCCCUCCGAGGGCGACUACCAGGUCAUCAAGCUCAUCUCCAACGGGGCCUACGGCGCCGUCUACCUCGUCAAACACAAGCAGACGAGGACGAGAUACGCGAUGAAGAAGAUCAGUAAAAACAACUUAAUACUUCGGAAUCAAGUCGAGCAGGCGUUCGCGGAGAGAGACAUCCUCAGUUUUGCUGACAACCCCUUUGUGGUAACGAUGUACUGCUCCUUCGAAACCAAACGCCACCUCUGUCUCAUCCUCGAGUUCGUCGAAGGCGGCGACUGCGCUACUCUACUCCGCGCCGGGCCUCUCCCACCCGACAUGGCGAGACAUUACUUCGCUGAAGCCGUGCUUGCUGUAGAAUAUCUACAUUCUUAUGGCGUUGUACAUAGAGACUUGAAGCCUGACAAUUUGUUGAUCACUGCCACGGGACACAUCAAAUUGACAGACUUUGGUCUUAGCAAGAUGGGUCUCAUGUCUUUGGCAACAAACCUGUACGAAGAGUACGCCGACAGGGAGGCGCGGCAGUUUUCCGAUAAGCAAGUUUGUGGCACGCCCGAGUAUAUCGCCCCGGAGGUCAUACUACGACAGGGCUACGGUAAGCCAGUGGACUGGUGGUCGAUGGGCAUCAUCCUGUACGAGUUCAUCGUCGGCUGCGUGCCCUUCUUCGGAGACACGCCUGAAGAAUUGUUUGCUCACACUGUUAAUGAUGACAUCGAGUGGCCCUCAGAAGAAGACUUCCCUAUAGCGGUGGAGGCGAGAGCUAUUAUCACAGAACUGCUCGCGCGGAACCCUAGGGACCGACUCGGGACCGGCGGUACGCAUCAAGUCAAGGAACAUGUGUAUUUCUACGGUCUGGACUGGAAUAACCUUCUGCGGCGGAAAGCAGAGUUCAUUCCUCAGCUGGAAAACGAUGAGGACACCAGUUACUUUGACAGUCGCUGUGACCGCUACAACCACAGCGAAGCGGAUACAGACGAGGCAGCGGAAGCGGUGGCGGAGGCGGGCGAGGAGGCAGGACUCUUUGCCGCCUUCUCUUCAACGUCGCCGCAGUGGCGAAGGCACACCUCGGCGGUGUCACAUGAUUCUAGGAGUACGGACAGCUGGCCGGGCACUCCCGACAGCGCCGGGCCUCCGAGCACACCUACUGCUCCUUUGCAUCAUCACCCGAGGUGCCCGAUGAUAAUCCCCGGCGGUUCAGCGUCAACAGCGGAGUCCUCGCAGACGGACUCGGACGACGUGUCGCCCGCCGCGCGCCGCCGCCCCGCGCUGCGCCCGCACCCCGCGCAGCCCGCCCGCGCUUCCGACGCACUGAAAAAAGAGGCGAAGAGUGUUGACAAGCCAGAUCGUCCGGAUAAGACGAAACCGAUGGCGCUAGUGGCGCCAAAGGCGAUGCGCCGCUCUGCAUCUACCUCCGGACUCUCUCUGGUUAUACAUCCAGCGGAAGACACAGGCACCCACGCCGGCGCGGGCUCGCCCUGCGCGGGCAACACGUCAAGCACCAACUCCUCUCGAGACUCCUCGCCGUGUCGUGACCCGCCUUCGCCGUUCGCACAUCAUAAUCAUUCGCUGAUCCAAUCAUCCAAGCCGCCGAUCGUGGUCCGGCGCGGGCCGCGCGGCUUCGGGUUCACGAUCCACACCGUGCGCGUGUACUACGGCGACACGGACUACUACACCAUGCACCACCUGGUGUCGGCCGUGAGCGAGCAGGGCGCCGCGUGGGCCGCGGGGCUGCGCGCCGGCGACCUCAUCACGCAGCUCAACGGCGAGUCCGUGCAGGGCCUGCUGCACACGCAGGUUCUCCGGCUACUGCUGGCCGCGCCGCACGCCACGCUCCGCGCCACGCCGCUGGACCAGACCACCAUACAGGCGGGAGGGAGACGGCGAAUCGGGGGCGGGCGCCGCGCGUCGGCGCCGCCGCGGCCGCGCCCGAGGCGGCGGUGCUCGCUGUUCCGGAGGAUCUCUACCAAGAGGGCUUCGCAGGAGAUGCACCAGAUGGUGUCCGGGGUGGAGCUGGCGUCGCCGUCGGCCCCCUCGUCCCCCUGCGGCGACAGUCCGCUGCACGCCGCCGCCACCACCACCCACUACCAACGGCCGUCGUCGCUGCACGGGCUGAAGCACAAGCUGGUGGCGGGCGGCGCGGAGGUGCGGCGCGCGUCGCUGCAGCACAUGCCGCUGUCGCCGCUCGCGCGCACGCCCUCGCCCUCCCCGCAGCCGCCGCCGCAGUCGCCCACCAGCCGCUGCGAGGCGCGCAGCCCGUCGCCGCUGGCCGCGCGCGAGUGCGGGCGCCGCGCCUGGGCCCGGCGCGACCCCGCCUCGCCGCUGCUGCGCCGCGCGCUCUCGCCGGACAGACUGCACCCGCGCUCCGCGGAGUCCAAGUGCUCGAUCUCCCCGCUGUGCUGCGGCGGCGCGGCGGGCGUGGGCGUGGCCGUGGGCGUGGCCGGGGGCGCGGGCGCGGCGCGGCGCGGCGUGGUGUGGCGCGCGCCCGCGCCCGCGCCGCCCGAGCCGCCGCCGCCGGACAAGGAGGAGCCGCCGCUGCCGCGCAUCGCCGAGGAGAAGGACUCGCCCACGCACCACGCCAAGAUCGCGCUCAACAGGACACCUGCGAAGCAGAUGACCCCGAGCAUCUUCACGUCCUCGCCGAAGACGAGCCUCGAGAAGACCUUCGACGCGUCCAACUCUUUUGCGUCUCUGUCCCUCUCCGACGAGUCCUUCGCACCUGACACUUCUGUGGACUUGGAUACUUCGAGAGAUACGACUAUUGACAACACCCGUCUGGACGAAAGUCGUUCCAGCACGGACACCAGCUCAAUACUCUCCGAGGACAAAGAUAAAAAGAAGCCAGAAGACAAAAACAAAACACCACAACAAGAAACUCCCGCAGACCAGCCUAAAGAUAAAACUAGGAAGAAAUCCGACUCCAGUCUCAAAGAAGAAGAUAAACCGAAGGAGAAAAGUAAAAAGGAAAAACCAGAGUUAAAAAAGCAAGAGUCUAUAAAGAAACUGGAACUAAAAGAAGAUAAAGAAGCCCCAAAAGAAAAAGAGAAAGCGAUGGAAAGAACGGGAUCGGUGAAGAGAGUGGAAACCAAACAGGAGAAAGCGGAAGCCAAGAAACAGGAGAAGUUGGAGAGGCAGGAGAAAGCGGAGAGGCAGGAGAAGUUGGAAAGGCAGGAGAAGGAGAUUAAGAGGCAGGAGAAGAUUGAGAAGAGAACAGAUGGGAAAAAGGAAGUGCUGAAGAGGCAGGAGUCUGUGGACACGAUGAAGUGCCCAGAGCCGACGGAGACGGAAUGUCGCUCCAAGAACAGCAUGGUCAGCAAGCUGCUCGGCGUCAUGGGCCGCAAGGGUGCGCGAGACAGAGACGAAGAGGACCACAAGCCCAGCAGGAAGGCCGACAAGGCCAGCAGGAAAAAGGGCGGCAACACCCCCACCCAGCAGCAGCCACCAAGUAAACUGAGCGAAGCGGGAGGUUCCACUGAGAAGGUCCCCGAGAGCUCCGAAGACUCCAAGAGGAAGGGCCGGGGCCGCGCCUCCAGCUCCUCCUCGCAGGAGAAGUAAGGACCUGCUGGACUAUGUGUCGUGGUUACCACACAUGGACGCUUCUAUCUCCGCUUACCAGUGGCAUAGUACCUAAUCUAGCCGUGGGCGAAGUCACAUCUGAAAAGCUCUUUUGUUUCUAUGUGUGUUCCCAAGAUAAUAAGCGGCGCUUCGCCCUCGCCUAGCUUCGCCACUGCGGCUUAUCAGUUGCAUUCACGUUUACGAUCUGUAUAAACAUCUGUUUACCCAUAUGGGUAAGUUGUGGAAAUUUUCCAAAAAGUUCGAAAUUUUCUCGGAUGUUUUUACAAGAAAUAAAGGAAUAUUCCAAUUUGGAAAUGGGAUUUCGAUCUUCAUAUAAAAAUUCGAAACACCGCUGUGAAAAUUUUUUGGAAUAUUUCCAUCGGUACAUUAGUGUGAUUAUACAUUAGAAACAUGAUUUAUAAUUAUUUAUAGACAUUGAGAAUUGUGUCGAAUAUAACUGAUUUUUGUGGCUCGAUGCAAAUAAGCGACCAUGUGUGGCGACCGCGAUUUACAUACGCUUCCUAACCCUAUGGGCCACCCCACACUUCUUGGGCGUCGGCGUCUAGUCGGCGCUAUGGAAAAUGGCGUCGCUGCGCAGUUGCGCCAACGUUGCGUCGAGCAGCUGCCAUAGAGUUAGACGCCGACGCUCGGGAGACCCUAUACUCUGUAUCUUUAGGUAUUGAAAUAAAAAUAAACAAAAUCUAUCCUCAAAUGGCUUCUUAAGCCAGUAGAGGCUAGAUGAAAACAUUAUGUGAUCAAAUAAUGUAGGUUAAAGUCAGGUCGUUCAGUGACAGAUCCAGGCGGUUUUUGGUAUUUGGUUGGUUAACCAAUAAAUGUUAUAACUACUCGAAAAUUUACAAAUUGUUUGUUUACUUUUAUUUAAAUACUUAAAGAUACAGAGUAAGAUCUAAGUUGAGUCUAUGAUCGCCAAAACGUGACCUGACGCGCGGCUACGACAGGCGGCGUUCUAACAUUGCAUAGUCUGGUAGGUAACCCGUGGUCACCUGACGCUUCAAACGAAUUCUAUUUAUUUAGUAUAGAACCGAGUGAUGUGAUUUUAUGCUAUUAUAAUGAGUGGAAGAACGUUAGACAUAAGCUACGAGAGAUAAGUCUUUAUUGUAGAAUGUUUGCCGAUGGCGUUUAACUUCGGUGUCGUGUUGACGUACAGUUAAAAAUAUAAAAAUAUAACAAAAAAAUCGCUGUAAGCUUCCUUUAGACUGUGUAUAGCUUUAGUCAUUUUAAUGUAAAAUUUGUUCUCACGUUUUUAUUCAGCCGCUUUUCCAGUAUUACAAAGUUGAGGCGUAAACAAAUCUUUAUUAGUAUUUUUAUUGAAAAGGGCAAGUUUUAGAGUCGCGGGGACGGGUUCAAAGUUUGCUUGUUUGUUCCUAGUAGAAUAAUUUAACCUAACGAAAUAUGAGCUAAAUUGAUAAUACCAACCUUAAGUCGUGGACCAUAAGAACUAAAUUCACUCGUCCAUAGCCCAUCCCCAUUGACUAAAUCGUUUUAAUCUCAUGUUAGCGUUUAGUUUUUGCAAGUAUGUUUUCUUAGAUUAGUGAAUAUUGUGAUAUAUUUUUAAAUCGCCCUAGAAUUUUUGAACUUGCAAUAUUAUUAGUUAGUUAAGCAUGCCCAUACUUUUCUCUUAACUAGUUUUUUGUUUUGACGUGUUUUUCAUUUUUCUUUUUAUUUUAUUGUUUUUGUCGUGUUUAUUGUUUUUUUUACAAAGUUCACAUGAAUUAGUAUGCCUUGAGAGCUUUUUUUGUAAAUAAGGUAACCGUGACAGACAGAGACAAGUAAUAACCAUUUACAGUAAAUAUGGGGCUACUUUAUAGCACUAGUGCGAGAAGUAGCAUAUUACGUUACUGUGUCGAACAUUUAAAGGGCCAUAUGUACUGUAAAACGUUGUACGAUACAUGUGCGAAUAGGUAAUUCGCAACUCGUGUCGAUUUAAAACACUCCCUUCGGUCGUGUUUUAAUUUAUCGCCACUCGUUUCGAAUUUCCUAUUUUUCGCACUUGUAUCGUAAUGUACUAUUUUAUUUUAAUAAUUGCAAAAACAUCGAUAAAUAGUGCCAUAGAGUCGAACCUUCUUUUCACUAUUCUGUUCACUGUUCUUUUAAGAUUACUUACGUAUCCCUUAAUUUACCUUCGUAUCUAAUACAAUCUUUGAAAGAAGGUUCCAUAAUCGUCUUCCGAAUAUAGAUACUUGUAAACGAUUAUCGAUAAAAUCUGGUGUUUCUACUUUCGUUGCUCUAAGUGCGCAUAGGCAGUUUUAGUCUUUGGUCAUAAUCGGAUCUCUCACUCUAUUCGAUAUGUGGAACAGAGACAGUAAAUUGUCAGCGCAUUUAGAGAUAUAUUUGUUGAUUCACCUGUUACGAUCAAAAUACGAACGAUUAAUUUAGAAAUAUAAAGCCGUUAUUCUAAAUAACACUAAUGACGUCUAAAUUAGUAUAGAAAUAUCACUAAUUCACCUUAACAUUCCAUUUAACAGAAACUAUUUUUAAUAAUUUUACUUUGUGUAAAAUUGUAUAGUUGCGCGUCAAGUUACUUGUGCAUUCUUGAUGGUAUGCAAAAAUGUACAAGUGAUUUUGUUCAUUUCAUCGAUAUAUUAUUAUUUUAACUCAAGUGUGUUGCGGACAUAGUUGAAGAUACAACCGGUAACUUCACAGAUCUUGUACAAUUAAAAUAAAGCAACGAAACAAGACGUAACAUUUUAUCAGUAAAUAAAUGGGGUAAAUGGCCAAAAAAAAAAAAAAGUUUCUGGUAUAAUGCUGCAGAAUCAGAACUUACUUAAAAUUAAAAAAAAAAAAACUUUUGUUUUUAACAAAGCUCAUGACGUGACGUUUUUUGAUUUUAUUAAUUGCUAAAAUAUUACUUUUUUCAUACUUUUUUUUAUAAGGUUACCCUAGUAAUGAAGUCUAUCUGUUAUAAAAGAAAUUAUCUUGUAUCGUUAUGCCUCAGCUGAUUUUCUUAUUCAAAUAUUUGUUAAACUAGUUUAAAAAUAUUUCGGUCUUAAUGCUGUUGUAUUAAAUGACGAUAAGUUAAAUUCUAAACGUUAAAUAGUUUAACAAUAUAUGUUUAAAAAUAAAUACUUUUACCAGCUCUUAAAGGUUUUAAAAGUCUUUUUUUUUCCUUUGGUUUUUUUAAGGUAAAGGGGUAUUAAAAUAAUUUUAGGAAAUAUUGAUUAUAUUUAAUACUCCUAUAAUGGUAACAUGUUUGUAAAAACGCUAUGAAUUUAUGUUUUCAUAAUUUAAAACACAGUUUGUUUCACUCAAAUAUAUUUGGCAUGUUAUUUUUUAGACUAAUGACGCAAUGGAGCGUUCUAUGCAUGUCGUACAUUCGAUGUCAACCUAAAAAAGAUCUUAUAACAACGGAAUAGGGUGCAAAACGUACACAUAUGUUUAACUUCGCUUAAGAAUAUCUGUUGUAUAGUUUAGAAACUUUAUUCGUCAGUAGAAAAAGGCGUCAAAUUCAAAGUGUGUAUGGAAGUUGACAAUCGCCAAUGAAUUAUUUAAACAUUUUCUAUCGCCUUUUUCUAUUGACAAAAUUGGUUUGCGACUGAACGAACCCACCCAUUUAUUUCGCGCAAGUUAAAGGUAUAUUUGAUACCGUAACGUGAUAAUAUGAAAUACACAUUCGUAAACGUUAAUUUUCUCUCAGCAUAUUUAAAAUAAGUAAAAUUGUUGAACUCCAGAUGUUUAUUUUGGCAUUUUAAAACUAGUCACCAUAAAACGCUUCAGUGUGUCUUGUAGUACGAUUUAAUGUAGGAAUAAUUUCCUAGCAAUACUCAUUGAUGAAAUUGUUUUAAUGUUUUCGUGCAUGGUAGUACAGGGUAAUUGUAUAUUUGCCCAAUUAUUGUUUUUGCUCGUUGAGAGACCAAUAAUAACAAUGAAUUUUGUGUAGAUUUAUUUGAGAAUAAAUAAUUGAUUUCGGGACCACGGCUUUAAAAAAGUUAUGUUGUAUUGAUGUUGACACUAUGUUUCAGUGUUUAAUAAUGUGAGACCUUUUACUUAAUUGUCAGUCUGAUACUCUAGUGGUGUAAUUAUAGAUACGUUUGAUGCGCUGCCCGUCUUUCUUUGUAUACUGAGCUUCUCAACUGAUUGUGGUCAACCCUUUAUGUUGGCGUACAGUCAGCCAAGAAUAUGGUUUACCACAUUUCGACUCUAUUACUUGACAAAUAGAGUCGAAAAGUGGUAAACCACUUUUUUGGCUGACCGUACUAACCCUAGCCUAUAAGGAUCACCUAGGUCAUGUUGAAUGAUCAUCAAAAUAUAAAUAAUAUUGCCGUAGUCGAUACAAUCAAAAUUAACCAUACGUUAAAUUACAUUUGCGCCAAUGGCAUAAAUUAAUAAAAACAUUAAAAUUACUUAGCAUUUUCUAGUUUAUACAGAAAGCAUACUUAAUUUUAAAUGUACUGGCUAGUAUGAUGAGUAUUUUUUAGCACUUGCAAAUUAUGACAUUAUUAUGUUCAGUUUGUUUUAUAGAUUUGUUCAGAAAUUGAGUUGAUGGCUGGUUGAAGUUAGGUCGGUGGCAGACGAAAUUAAAGAUGACUUCAAGUAUCGUCCGCGACCUGCCUUAAAAGGUUUAGUGUAGUAUUAUUUCAUGUCUUUGAAAAUCGGAUAGAUUCAUUUACAAUAUUAUCAAUAUUUGAAAUUGUGAUGUAAGUGUCAGAUAUUGUCAGUUUUAUUGAUGUCGGUAUUGUAUUAAACUUGUGUAGAGUACUGCGUUAUCUUGGCGUAAAAUGAAUGUGAUUUGUAUAAUAAGGUUUCUUAUAGGAAGCGUCCGAGUUAUUUUCUCUAGACUAAUCGGUGUAUGAAUUGAUAUGAAAAUGAAAUAAAGUCAUGAAUUAAC